Molecule: messenger RNA, 990 nt
Organism: Trematosphaeria pertusa
Lineage: Eukaryota; Fungi; Ascomycota; Dothideomycetes; Pleosporales; Trematosphaeriaceae
Exons: 1
Coding region: 1-990 (329 amino acids)
Source: RefSeq, a predicted model, not a curated record
AUGAACUCGUCGCCACUCCCUGUGCGACCGUGGACGCCACCGGACACAGAUAUAGAAUCGAUGUCGCAUUCAGACUACUUCUCGGAUCCCUUCAGGGCGUCCCCAGUCCCCGCCGACGACCUGGAGGACCUUUGGCCGCUCUCGCCUGGUGUCCCAUCCACGCCGCCGAAGAUGAGCGACUGCCACGACCCUCCAACUCCCAUCUCGCAAGCUAGACCGAAGCCCAUCUCGAGCGUCACAGAGCCGUACACACCCACGAAAGCCUCCAGCCUCGGUGAUGCGCACUCGCAGGAUGGCAUGCCGCGAUACCCAUACACGCCUGACAGUGCGCGCACAACCCGCACCUACACGUACCCCUCUCUGUCUCCGCUUGCGCCCAUGCCAUGGGACACAGACCCACAGUACCCGCAAUCUCCUGUCCAAGACGCGCUUUUCUCUUGCCUAUCGCAUCUCGAGAACCUAAUUCAGACCCGGCAGCCAAACGCUGACCAGAUGGAAUACCUUAUUUCGCAAUUCGAAGCAAUGGCCUCUUAUCUCUCCGCGCCUGAAGCGCAAUCGCGACAAUCGGAUGACUAUCUGUUCUCUGAGCUCGAACUACCCUCGAAUACUACCGGUCUUGGAAUCACCACGCCGAACGGCGCGGAAGUCCCAAAUGGGGAGCAGAAUGCAAGCGUCGACAGCAUGAUGGAUAGCUAUGUCCUUGAAGUGGGGAAGUACAUUGAGGGCGUGAAGAAACAUACUGAAGAUUUGACCAUGAGGAUGGAUGAGCAGAAGCAGCUGAACUCGAUCCAGCUUGAAAUCAUCAACGAUCUGCGGCGAGAAUUGAAGGAAAAGCAAGCCACCAUGACACAGAAGCCUUCGACAGAGCAAUCUCCCGCGAAACCGAAGCAAGAGCCGGAUGAUUCGAAGGACUUCGUUCAAGGGAAUGGCUUCUUGGUUGCCGUUGGAGAGGCGCUUGAUGCCGUCGGAGAUAUGAUAUACGAGUGGUAA